Messenger RNA from Wallemia mellicola CBS 633.66, 1805 nucleotides. Its product is annotated as Aldo/keto reductase. The transcript is spliced from 3 exons. NCBI's taxonomy places the organism in Eukaryota, Fungi, Basidiomycota, Wallemiomycetes, Wallemiales, Wallemiaceae. Gene Ontology annotation, molecular function: oxidoreductase activity. The record is from RefSeq and is a predicted model, not a curated record. Bases 12 to 1022 code for a protein of 336 amino acids.
AAACUUUUAAAAUGACAGAGAAAUCAGCCUUACCAAUUGUAUUAGGAGCUAUGACCUUUGGUGCCAAAGGAAAGGAGCAGGCUCGUGUACAUGAUUACGAAACAGUUCAAGAGAUAAUAGAUACAUUCGGAGAGCACGGACACAAGGAGAUUGAUACAGCGAGAAUGUACGGAGGCGGUACUUCAGAAGAAUACCUCGGGCAUCUCCAAAUUCAUCGCAAAUACGACCUUUCAUCCAAAAUCUUUCCAUUCGAUCAGAGCUCAAAUGCACUUUCUGGUGGAAAAAAUAGUGUUAAACAUACAGCUAAGGAUAUUGAAGAGGAGAUCGAUACAUCCUUAAAAAACCUUGGGGUUAAGAAGCUCAAAAUAUGGUAUUUGCACGCUCCUGAUAGAAGCACAGAUUAUUUGGAGACACUCAGAGCUCUUGACGUUCAAUACAAACAGGGCAAAUUUGAGUUACUCGGUUUGUCCAAUUAUGCAAGUUGGGAAGUAGCUGAGAUUGCGACACUUGCACGUGUUCAUGAUCUUGUGAAACCUAGUAUUUAUCAAGGUGUCUACUCUGCUAUCCACAGGGCCGUUGAACCUGAAUUAUUCCCAGCAUUACGUAAAUUUGGUAUUGGGUUUUACGCAUAUAACCCACUUGCAGGUGGUCUCCUUACUGGUGCCGUCAAGCUUGGUGGGUCAGUAGAAGAAGGUAGUCGUUUUGAUGAGAAUCGCCAUCAAGGCAAAUUGUACAGAGCUAGAUAUUUUAAUGAAGGAUACUCUAACGCAUUAAAUGAAUUUAUCAAACUAGCAACAAAAUAUUCGCUUAGUCCUGCCGAAGUUGCACUCAGAUGGUUGACACAUCAUAGCUUUCUCAAGAAAGAGAGUGGUGAUGCUAUCAUUAUUGGUGCAUCUUCAAUCAAACACAUCAAGAGCAACCUCGAUGAUUUAGAUAAAGGUCUUCUCCCGGAAGAAUUGGCUGAAGAGGUAGCAGGACUAUGGACAACGCUCAAACCAUAUGCAAAUAGCUACUUUCGCUAAAUAUUAUAAUGUCAUUAAGAUGCAUGCUUCUUUAUCACCUCUUUAAUUGCCCAACCUAUCACUGAAGAUGACGGUACAAGUGAAUUAAUAGCUGGCUUGUUAUCAUUUAUGUUUGAUCUUCCAUCUAAGUUAGGAUUUAUGUGAGUAUUGUUGAGGAAAUUAGAUCCAAUGACAUUGCCCCAACGUACUUCUAGUAUUUUAUUAUUGAGAAGAGCGUCAACUGUUUCUUGUCCAUAGUCCCUUCUCGCUGUAAAAAUGUCCAAUGGACUAUUGUCUGUUAAAUCAGCGAUUUUUUGUAGUAAAGCAAGUGUAUUUGGUGGUGCACUCAAUCCAGACGGUGGAUAAAGGUGCGAUUCAACAGUUAUCUUGGCAUGAGUUGCAACCUUUGAUUGUGAUAUACUUAAACCGUCAUGCAACCAAUCACCAAGCAAAUAAUCUUUCCAAUGAAUAAACUUUCCACCUAGGACUCCAUAAAGGUUGUCAAAAUUGUCCAAUAUAUGGGGAUGAAGGUGUGAUUGCUUUACUUGUAGAAGUAUGUGAUCCUUUAAAUAUGCCUUGAUUGAUUCUAUAGAUGGAUCUGUCAAAUGAAACACCUGCGUAUGUGGAAGCACAUUGUAACUCAUUAGUGUAUGCAUGAACAUAGAAUCUGAUGUGCAGAAUAUUGUAUGUAGCAACCUUUCUUGCUUAGUAAGAACUGUAAGACCAUCCAAUAUUAUCUUUAGGGUAUCAGAAUGUUUCUCAUCGAGCAAUUGCGGUAAGCGAUGCGCCUCAUCUAUCAAUAAA